CCCUCUACUUUCUCUACUUCCUUAUCUACUCCUCCCUACUACGUUUCUUUCGCUCACCAUCUCUCUCUCUCUCUCCAGAAUCCAGAACAUAAAAAAUCCAUCAAAAUAUUGUAGCAUUCCUUCUUCACUCAUUUUGACCCAAACUCCCUAUAAUAACCCUCCAACCUCUUCUUUCUCUUCACCCCAUCUUUUACACUCUUCUCUCUCUCUAAAACCCAUUUGUGUUUCUCUCUCUAAAAUGGAAGAAACAUCCUCAAAACGCCAGAGGGAUGAAACCCAUGUUGCUGAGGAUUAUUGUUAUGAAGACACGAAGCGCCACAAAUCAUCAUACAACCAAAUACUCUCUCUCCUUGAAGAUGAAGAAGAAGAAUAUUAUUAUGAGCCCAACCAAGACUUGUCCUCCAUUCUCACCACCCUCCAACAGGAACUGUCCUCUGACUCAACCAACCCAGACCCUUUAUUUUUCUCUGAUUUUCAGACUGACGUCCCAGAUAAUCAUCAUCAUACGGUGGGUACGACAGCAUCUGAUUGCGGCCCUGCUACUUCUCAUGGUGUGCUGUUGCAUGAAGGAGAGGAGGGAGAGAGAGUGAUGAGACGCCUUCUUGAAGCGUCGGAUGAUGAGCUAGGGAUACCCCCGCGAGAUGGCGGUGGGGACGAUGAGAUCAACGGUGGAGAUUGCGCCACGUUCUCUUUGUGUAAUGGGUUGUGGGAUAUUGAAGAUGAGGCUGCUAAUUACUAUUCGUUGUUGCAGUCUGAACUUUUCAUGUAGUUUUUGGGGUUAGGAAGUAAAAAUAUGAAAUAUUAGGGGGUUAGGGAGAAAAAGAUUGAGAGUGGAAAAAAGUGAAAUGAAAUCAUUUUUAGAUUUUCAUUUUGGUCCACCUCUUUGUUUUAUUUUUUUUUCCUUUUUUAUUUUUAUUUUUUAUAUUUUUCUGUAAAAUAUCAGAAGUGUCCCCUGUUAUAUCUCUAAAAUGUAGAAGAUAAUGUGUGAUUUCCAAAUAUUGUGAAGAUUAAUUUGUUCCCGCCUAAA
Messenger RNA from Cornus florida, 1027 nucleotides. RefSeq lists its product as uncharacterized. The record is from RefSeq and is a predicted model, not a curated record. Bases 239 to 769 code for a protein of 176 amino acids. The transcript has a single exon. Lineage: Eukaryota; Viridiplantae; Streptophyta; Magnoliopsida; Cornales; Cornaceae.